AUGAACAACGGCCAGCAGGGCGGCCAACAGCCCGCUCAACCUGGGCAGGGUGCGCAGCAGCAGCAGAAUCGUCCUAAGCCACAUCUCUUCCGACCCGAUCAAAUGCGACAGCUCCCUGCCAGCUUUCCUGACGAAGACAAACUCAAAUGGGAGCAGGGCUUGAGAUCAUUGUGGAACCAAAUCGAGAAGAACGAUCCUACCACCCAAGCACAUAAUGAUGCUAAGCGCAAACUCUUUGAUUUCAGUAGGACUCUCACAGCAAAGCUUCAGAGCCACCGAGCUGCCCAGCAGGCUCAACAAGCUCAGCAAGCAGCUCAGCAAGGCCAACCAAGCCAACAAACCCGUCCUAUGAGUCAAGGCCAACAACCGGAAUCUCAGACACAAGGCGGGGGAGAGAAUGGCGCACAAAACCCACCUGGUGCCGGACAGCAGCAACCUCGGCCACAACCAAAGAUAUCUCCCAAGCUUCUAGAGCAUGCCACCAACUUCCCCUAUGUCCUUCCUCCGAACUUGACCAGCGGCACACCUGAGGCCACGAAAUGGAUUCAAGACGCCAAGUCGAAGUAUUUGAAGGCCUUGGUUGCUAUGGAGGGUGCGUCCAAUCGAGUCCAAACAAUAGACAACAUCAAGAAGCAGAGAGAUGCCGAGGGAAAGAUCUUGAGUCCGGAGGAGGAGAAGGACUUCAAGGAGAAAAGAGAGUCUGCCCAAGAGACAUACAAUAACGCGAAGAAUUUCGUAGAUGCUUUCCGAAAUUCUCAGAAUCAACAACGUAAUGCUGCUAAUGCUGCAUUACAAAGCCAUGGAAUAAGCGCAAAUGCUGCCCAAGUCACCGGUAAUGCUGGACAAGCCCCAACUAGACCUCAAAUGAGUGUUCAACAAGCCCAGAACCCAGCAGCUGUGCAGAAUACUCAGACUGUUAAUGCUGCAAUCGAGGCUGCAAAGAACCAGCAGAUGGGUGGAAUUCGACCUCCUAUGCCGCAGAACGCUUCGAUGUCCCAACCGCCGCAGACACCUGGUCAAAAUGCUCCUUCCCAGUCUUCUUUACCGCAGCAACAGCAAGCGCAAACUCAAAUCAAGACUGAGCAGGCAGUCCCACCUCAAAUCAACACUGCGAUCACACAGAUGCAAGCAAAUCAAAAUCGGUCUAUGCAGAACUCUCCGCAGUCAGCAGUACCAAGAUCAGCUGGAAUUCCUCAAUCUGCGACUUCACAGCAACCGCAGGCGCUAUCUCAUUCCGACGCUCUUCAUCAAGCCGCUAGGAGUUAUUCGAAUCCCGUUCCGACAACGACCGUCAUGGGGCAAGGCCACACUCAUCCUCCUCAAGCGGUUCCACGUGAACAAAACGUGAUGACGAACAAAAUGCCGAUUCCGAAGCACCUCCCAGAUCGCGCAACCGCACAACCAACACCAGUACAAAUGCAAAUGGCGCGACCAACAUAUUCCGGAGGUCCAUCGAACACUGGCAACGGUGUUAUCAGUCAACCUGUCCUUACGAAGACUCCGCAAUUCACGAUGGAGGGAGAAGGAGAUCGCGUCCUCUCGAAGAAGAAGCUUGAUGAGCUUGUCCGUCAAGUCACUGGAGGUGGUCAGGGUCUCGAGAAUGGAGAGUGUCUUGCUCCUGACGUUGAAGAGUCUAUCAUGAACAUGGCGGACAGUUUCAUUGAUCAGGUCCUUCAAUCGGCAUGCAAGAACGCUAAGGAGCGCGGCUCGAAGUCAUUGGAUGUUCGCGAUAUCCAGCUCACUCUUGAGCGUGGUUACAACAUCCGAAUCCCCGGCUACUCCAGCGAUGAAGUCCGUACCGUCCGAAAGAUUCAACCUACCCCCAACUGGAUCAACAAGAUGAGUGCGGUCACGGCUGCGAAGGUAACCGGUGGCAAGAAUGCUGAUUGA
Molecule: messenger RNA, 1890 nt
Organism: Mollisia scopiformis
Lineage: Eukaryota; Fungi; Ascomycota; Leotiomycetes; Helotiales; Mollisiaceae
Exons: 5
Coding region: 1-1890 (629 amino acids)
Biological process (GO): RNA polymerase II preinitiation complex assembly; DNA-templated transcription initiation
Cellular component (GO): SAGA complex; SLIK (SAGA-like) complex; transcription factor TFIID complex
Molecular function (GO): TBP-class protein binding; protein heterodimerization activity; DNA binding
Source: RefSeq, a predicted model, not a curated record